Messenger RNA from Myotis lucifugus (little brown bat), 1577 nucleotides. RefSeq names its product signal-regulatory protein beta-1. The record is from RefSeq and is a predicted model, not a curated record. Gene Ontology annotation, cellular component: plasma membrane. The transcript has 6 exons. Gene Ontology annotation, biological process: positive regulation of T cell activation; positive regulation of phagocytosis. NCBI's taxonomy places the organism in Eukaryota, Metazoa, Chordata, Mammalia, Chiroptera, Vespertilionidae. Bases 66 to 1337 code for a protein of 423 amino acids.
CAGAGCAGAGAGUCCGGGUCCUCCGGGCACACACUUGGACACAGCAAGCCCCUCAGGCCUCCAGGAUGCCCAUCCCUGCCUCCUGGCCCCGCCCUCCUCUCUCCCUGCUGCUGACUCUACUGCUGGGCCUCCCAGGAGGGGCAGGUGAGGAGCUGCAGGUGAUUCAGUCUAAGACGUCAGUGUCCAUCAGGGCUGGAGAGACGGCCACUCUGAGCUGCACUGUGACCUCCCUGACCCCCGUGGGGCCCAUCCUGUGGUUCAGAGGGACAGGGCCAGGCCGGGAGUUAAUCUACAGUUUCAGAGGAGGCCACUCGCCCCGAGUAACAAGUGUUGCAGACGUCACCAGGAGAGACAACAUGGACUUUUCCAUCCGCAUCAGUAACCUCACCCCAGCAGACACAGGAACCUACUACUGUGUGAAGUUCCGGAUUGGAGUUGGUGAUGACAUGGAGCUCAAGUCUGGAGCAGGCACUCGGCUCAGCGUGAAUGCCAAACCCUCUCGCCCUGUGGUAUCGGGCCCCACAGGCAGGUCGCCUCCUGGGCAGACAGUGAGGUUCACCUGCAAGUCCCACGGCUUCUCCCCCAGAAACAUCGUCCUGAAAUGGUUCAAGGAUGGGAAUGAGCUCCCAGCCUCCCAGACCACCGUGGACCCAGAGGGAGACAGCCCUCCCUACAGCGUCUCCAGCACAGCCAGGGUACGGCUGGCCCCGGGGGAUGUUCGCUCCAAGGUCAUCUGCCAGGUGGCCCACGACACCCUACAGGGGGACCCUCCUCUUCGUGGGACUGCCUACUUGUCUGAGGCCAUCCGAGUUCCGCCCACCUUGGAGGUUACCCAGCACAAUGUGUCAGAGAAACAGAACGUCACCUGCCUGGUGAAGAACUUCUAUCCCCAGCGCCUACAGCUGACCUGGCUGGAGAAUGGGAACACAUCCCGAACAGAAACGGCCCCGACCCUCAUAGAGAACAAGGAUGGGACCUUCAGUGGGAGCAGCUGGCUCCUCGUGGACCUGUCUGCCCACAGGGAGGAUGCGGUGCUCACCUGCCAGGUGGAGCACGAUGGGCAGCCGGCCGUCACCAAAAUCGUCAUCGUGGAGGCCUCGGCUCACCAGAAGGACCCAGAUGAACCCUCUGGCCCAGCACUGUCUGCUCAGGUCUUCUUGGCUGUCCUCCUCGGCCUCCUAGGCUGCAAGAUGCUGCUGAUGGUUGGUGUCUCUGCCAUCUAUGUCCACAGGCAGCGGAGAGCCCGACUAAGAGAACAGCAAGACCCCCCACAGUGCCUAUGGACCACCGGGUCAGACUGGUCCCAGAGCCAUGCAAAGGUGCAGAAAGCCAAUUAAUGACUCCACCAACCCCGAUGGAUGGCCGAAACCAACAUUUGCCCUUUGCCAGAAACUGUGUGCAGAUGCAGGGGGCUCAGGAAUUUUCACUUCGCUGGGGACCUAGAUCUCAACCAAUCUGACCCCACCCUCUAGGAACGCCUUCAUACCUUCUAUCACCUUUCCCAUUCCUUCCCUUAGGUGACUUAGUUUCAACAUGGUCCAAUCAAAACCCCUGAUUAUAAUGAACACAUAUGCAAA